AUGUUGAGUCACAUAUUUAAAAAACCGCAAGAAACCGAACCAAGAUCGAUUUUAUAUUUUCGACGUUCGGUUAUCGUCAUAUCAUUAUUAUUUCUGAUUGGCACCCUUGUAAUAUUGUGCUUUAGAGUGUUUGAUGAACAAUCUAAUAUUACUACUACUCUUGCACCAAUAAAUAAUCCAAUCGUACCAGGUUUUGGCCAAGAUUUUAACAUUUCAUGUUCAUUAUAUUAUGAUUACUAUGGAACAAAUUCAACCAGUUGCGAUGAAUAUAUUGUACAACCGAAAAAGAUUGGUUACGACAAUUAUCCAUAUGUUGGAUACUUUUCACCAAAGGGAAACAUCAAUUUGACCAAAUAUAAUGAUACAGUAGGACUACAUUUUGUUUAUCUUCAUAUAAACAUCAAGAAUUCCACUGCACCUGAUGAUUACACUCGAGAAUUUAGGAUGACUUUAUAUGAUGCAGGCAAGUUUUUUCAUAAAAUUGAUGUUUACAUUUUGCUGAAUAAAGAUUUUAAUACUUCGGUUACUCCAUUUGAAGAGUCGCUUUUCUAUAUGAAUAAACAUACUUUAACAGGACAUUCUAAAUAUAAGCUAGGUUACUCUAGAAGAAUCAGAGAGGCGUUGAUUCCAACAUUUUGGACUUAUUUUGGCACCCCAAUUCAAUACUACAAUACAGUACAGUACAUCGAAACAACAAUGCAGGAUAUCCCGGUGAACCCUUCAAGCACAGAUUAUGCAAUCAUACGUAUUAGUCCGCAAAGCUUUAUUAUAGCAGAGGAACAAGAACAAAGUUUAAUAGUUUUAUAUAAUAGGAGCAAUACCAUUAUAAGCACAAUAGGAACUAUAGCCGCAUUUCAUAGUGCUGCGGUGUUUAUCUAUGUGUUUUUAUUUGGAGUUGACUCCAUAAAGCCAUGGGGUUUUGCACAUAGUGGAUGCUGCGGAUUCAAAAGGAAAGCCAAAGAAGGCCUCCUACCAAUUGUGGAGCCUCGCGCACAAAAGAGUUCUGAAAAACUUUUAGGAAGAAUUGAAGAAUUGGAAAGUUUUAAAAUAAUUCUUGAAAAAUAUGUUGUUAACACUUCAUUAUUAGAAACCAUUAAAGAGGAGCAACGAAAGCGUCAAGAACGGCAACAAGAAGAAUAUAGAUUUAAGUUAAAUAUACUGGUUAAAUGA
Molecule: messenger RNA, 1170 nt
Organism: Entrophospora candida
Lineage: Eukaryota; Fungi; Glomeromycota; Glomeromycetes; Entrophosporales; Entrophosporaceae
Source: the annotation of a GenBank genome assembly